AUGCCCCAACGCGACCCGGCACUAUCACAGCUGCAUCGGCUUGAACGACGCGUUGCCCAGGCUCUCGAGGAGGACCCGGAGCAAUUCAGCGUGGAAACAAUCCAGCCUAUGUUCGUGCCCCCAUGGUGGGAUCCACCGGAAAUCACCAUUGCCGACACACGCGAAGAAGCAAUCCAGCAACAUAACAGCCUCCCCCGAGACGCCACGAGGGUCUGUACCGAUGGUAGCAGUUACUAG
Molecule: messenger RNA, 237 nt
Organism: Aspergillus tanneri
Lineage: Eukaryota; Fungi; Ascomycota; Eurotiomycetes; Eurotiales; Aspergillaceae
Exons: 1
Coding region: 1-237 (78 amino acids)
Source: RefSeq, a predicted model, not a curated record